AUGGCUGCCAAUUUACGUGAACACAAGGACGAGUGAGAAACUCUUUCGUGCUCGUCUAUUAAAACUUUGUUCUACUUGUGAUAUCGUUGAUGGAAACAUAAAUUUUUUAGGUGUUCGUGUUAAAGUGCAUUAUAUUAUGAGUUAUUCGUGUUUUUGAUAUCGUGUUUGCAAUAAAGCAUCAAAAGACAUAAAAAAUGUUCAGUGUUCGAUUGUGAGAAUAUCUUGUGCAGUGAUAAUUAUUUUUGGAGUAAAAUAAUGACUAUUGGAUGAUAUUGGAGAAUUCACUUUCGCGAGGAUGGAGAAAGCGAAAGCGUACAUCAAGAGCAAGGGCGGCGGUGCGGCCAGCCCCGGCCCGCUCGUCAACGGCACCAGCGCACCCGCCUCGCCGGCUCCGUCGCCUGCCGCCGCCGUCCCCGCUGUGACCACCCCCACGGCUGCGCCGGCCCCGCGCGACUCAGACGAGCGCGUGUGCUUCGUGUGCGGCGGCACGGGCUUCAGCGACUACUUCACUGUCCGCGUGAAGCCGAGCGCACAGAGCUCGGAGCCGUACUUCCCGUUCCUGGGCGCGCACUGUCCGCCGGCCGGGUACCGCGAGGCUGAGGGCGCGGAAGGGAGCGGCGUGCGCGCUUGCUGCGUGUGCUACACGUUUCUGCGCCAGCAAUGGGAGCAGUACGAGCGCGAGGGAAAGCCGCACGCGCAGCGCUUCUACUGGAUGAAGCGCCUCGACAACAAGCCCUUCAUCGGUGCGGACAUGUCGUUCCAGGGCGAGUACGCGGCGCAGGUGCUAGGGCUGGGCGCCGAGGGCCCCGCUCGGGAAGACGCGCCUCCUGCGCCUACUCCCGCGCCCACCCCGCCCGCGCCGCGACCCGUCACCACCACCGCCGCUUCCGCCGCGCUCACCUCCGCCGCCUCACCUAAGGAUAACCAUACUGCCAAGUUCAACAAUGCGAGGUUCGCAGCAGGUGGCGGCGCGGCAGAAGGCGUAGAGGGUGUGCUGGACCUUCGAGCGCGGGAGCCUUCAGUCAUCUCGGUGGGGUCACAGCACUCCGUCAUCUCGGAACCGGCUGGCUAUCUGGAUGCUGUGAGGUCGACGGUGUCGGUGUACUCGGGCAACUCCAACUCCAGCUCGGACCGCGACAUCCUGGACCUAUCCAUGCCGGACAAGAACUGCAUGACGGAGGUGUGCUACGUGUGCGGCGACGAGUACCGCCGCGGCACGCUCGCUAACCUGCACACCAAGGAGCCCAAGGACAAGUGUACCAAACAGCCGUACUUCCCCAUCUUCGGCGAGCAACAUCCGCGGCCGCCUCGCUCGCGGCCCAAGGACGCGCAGGGCACGGUGCGAGCGUGCGCGGCCUGCCACCACCACCUCCUGCACCAGUGGAACGCCUACCAGAUGCGCGGCGUGGCGGGCGCCGAGCGCGUGUACACGCUGCGCACGCGGCCCGUGUCGCUGCUGCCGCCGUCGCCGCUGUCGCUGGCGUCGUCGGGCGACAAGUCGGGCGGCGCGGCGGCGGCGUGUCCGUCGCCGUCGCUGGAGCGGCCGCCGAGCCGCAGCACGGCGUCGUUCGUGUGCUACGUGUGCGGCGUGUCGGCGCCCUCGCCGCACCUGCGCCUGCUCUACUGCUGCCCCAACCCCGAGCGGGAGCCCUACUACCCCUUCAUCUACUCGCUCAAGCCGCACCCCGACGCCAGCCCCAUCAGCCCGCAGGGUAUGGUGCAGAUCUGCGCGCCGUGCUACAAGAGCAUCCCCCACAAGUACCCCGCCUACAGCGAGAACGGCGAUGCGGCCGUACAUAACGCGCACUCCAACAGUAACAUUAGGUUCAAACCGUACGACAUGAAGAGCUCCAGCGGCAGCCUGGCGACGAAGCGGCCGUCGAGCGCGCUGGCGAGCGUCCCGCACGCGGGGCCGGGCGACAACGGGCUGGGCCUGUACCGCUGCCACGUGUGCGCCGGCCUGUUCCCGCAGCAGGCCAUGGAGUGGCUGUCCACCAGCGCCGAGUACAUGAACUCGCACGCCAUGCACUUCCCGUGCCUGGCCGUGUGCGGCGCGGGCGGCGCGGCGCGCGGCGGCCGCGUGCUGGCGUGCGCGCGCUGCGUGCGCCAUCUGGCGCGCCAGUGGGAGAUGAUGGACGCCGAGCGCGUGCCGCUGGAGCACCGCAGGUACAACAUCCCGUCGCCGCUGCCGUCCAACUCGUCCAUGAACGGUGAGCGAGUGAUACCCACGCCGCCCUCCACCACCUCCGACAGAACCGUGGCCAGUAACAGCGCCUGCACGUCGAUAUACUGCUUCUUGUGCGGCCUGCACUCGGACUUCACGUUGGCGCGGAUACUCUUCGGGCAGCCGCAGGGCAAUGCGCCCUACUUCCCGUGUCUACUGACGCACCAGAGUCACCCCAACGCGGAGCAGCUGAGAGAGAACGGCUCGGCGCUCGUGUGCACCUUCUGCUAUCAUUCCCUGCUCAACCAGUGGAGGAGGUACGAGGAGACGAGUACGUACCCUGCGGAGCGGCGCGUGUACAACACUCACGACUACCACUGCCACCUGUGCGCCGUCAAGACGUACCGGAAACGGGUGCGCGCGCUGCCCAUCAAGGAGUUUCCGUUCCUGAGCCAGAGAAGAACUGAGAAUUCAUUAUUGUUAGAAAAUGGCGACUACGCCGUCGUGUGCUUAGAUUGUUACGAGAGUUUACGUACUCAGGCGCAGGACUACGAGCGGCGCGGUGUCCCGGUCGAGAAGCGCGAGUAUAACUGGCUGCAGCAGCCGCCGCCGCCCGAGGACAGCGCUGACGUCACCAUCGCGCGCCUGCCCUCCGGCGACCGCUCCGACAAGCUGAUCCCGCAGUCCCUGGUGGUAUCCCGUAGCUCCAGCAAGCGACACAGCCCCAAACACUUGGAGCGCCGAGCUGCCACGGCGACGGCGACGGCGAAGCUGGACCAAGGUGUGAGUGCAAGUAAGGUCGCCAAGCGAACAGACAUUCCGCCCAACAAGGGCGGGCCUUUCGCCGCGGCGCUACGAACGCUCGCCAAGAACGCUGGUCCAGACGUCAAAGACGGAGCGGCCGGGCCCGAGCGCGACGCGGCCAAGGACAAGCCCGCGCCCGCGCCGGCGCCGGCCAAGCGUGCGUCGCCGCAGCACCUGCCUGCCAGCGGCUUUCAGCCCUACCGACCAGAUGACAGACUGAGCCACCCCGCGGCCGCAUCGUUCCCGCUGCUGGAGCCGACCGCAUACUCGCCCUACGCGCAUCCUUCGCUGUACUCCAGCGCGGCGCUGCAGUACCGGCUCGCGGCGGAGGAGCAGAUGUACCUGGAGCGCGUGUUCCGCGGCGGCAUGGGCGUGGGCUGGCUGCCGCCCUACGCGCUCUACCCGCCGCUGGCGCCGCCGCUGCCGCUGGUGCACGCGCACCCGCACGCGCACGCGCACGCGCCCCCGCACCCGCACCCGCACCCGCACGACGAGCGGGAGAAGGAGCUCGCUCUGCAGCGCGAGCGGGAGCGGGAACGGGAAAGGGAGCAGAGAGAGAAGGAGCGCGCGCGGGACAAGGCGGGCGCCUACCGCGCGCUGCCGCUGUACCGGCCCUACCGGCCCUACGCCUACGAGCGGGACGACGAGCGCGGUGAGGACCGCGACCCGCAGCCCGCGCUAUGACGCGCGACCGGUCUGCGGCCGCGUGUACUAUUAUUAUUGAAUGUAAACGCGGUUCAUGUGCUUACCAAGCCUGCACAUUCCAUCAUGUGGACGGUCAAGUCAAAAAUGAAUUUGUUCUUCUUGUCGCUGGCAUAGUUAUUUAUAACUCCGGCAUUUACUAUACUUGAGUUUUGUUAAAAAUUACUAACAAUACUAAUUGUUGCGAAUGUUCAAAUACGGCAAUAAUUGCACGAAUUUUUAAAAGUAUUCUGUUUAAAUACCUAAAUAAUGUAUUUCUGAAUAAUGAAAUUUAUUAUGUAACAGUCGAGUAUAGUUUUUCAAUAUUGAACACGUGAAGCGGGCACGUGAUCGUCCCGUGCGGGCGCGGGGUCGGUCGGAUGUACUUUACAUAUAAUGAUAAUUGAUUGUCCUCCGAUGCGACACUAAAAUUAAGUAAUUGUGAUUAUAUUUAGAUAAUUGUUUUGCUAAAUACUUUCGUCAGGGCCAAAGUGUGACGAAAGUUUGCGAACACCGAAAAAAAAUAACCUAGGUUAUUUAUUAAUGCACCUCACGAUUAAUUUUAAUAAUGUACCUAUACUUAUAGACUAGUUUAUGUAAUGUACGCUUAUGUACGCUUGAUGUAAAAAUAAGUUCAAUUCAAAUUAUGCACUUGAUGCAUAAAUACAUUCGGCGUACUGCGGGAUUGAUGUCGAGUCGAGUGCAAUAUAAUAAGUUCCUACGUUAUUGAGCAGCAAAAUUGGAAAAAGUAUACGGCUGUGACGCUAGAUGGCGCCGUACCAAUAAUUGAAUGAUUAAAACGCGAGAACAGCAUCAAAAAUACACGAUAUUAAAAUAUUUCUACAUAAUUUUGUUCUAAGAAAAUUAUAUACAAUUUUUGGUAUAGGAAAUACUAAAAUUUUUUUUCUUUUAUGCUCCGGAAUUGGUAAAUUAUUACAUAUGUUGUGUUAUAAUUGAUAAACACAAUAGGACUGACGUCUAUUAUAUACGCUGAACAAACUUAUCUUAUGCAAAGUGAUUUCCUAUUUAUGCCUACUUAAAUUAUAUUUUUUAUUUUGAUAUUGAGUAGGUAUUACUCUGACCAAAAAAUCAGAAAUACUGUUAUGCCCAAACGGCGCAUCUUAACUGAAUCAAUUUAGAAAUGUUGUCAUUGCCUUUCUACAAGCAGCAUAUGCAGACGCAAUACAUGCGAAAUUAUAAGAAAACAUUUCUGUCAACUAGCUGCGAUGCGGCGGAGUUGUGAUCGCUUUGAAAUAUUCCGAAACCGAUCGCUAAAGCGUACGUUGUAAUAACUUCUAUCGAUAUCAAUAAACGGUUUUGCAUAUCUUUAAUACUUUAAUGUAACUAGAUAUAUAACUUAAAUUUUAUAAUGAGAAAUGCAAUCUUAAAUGAUCUGGCAAAGGAACAAACAACUUCAAUUCAAUCACUCUAUUUAUAUUUUAUUAUCUAUAUCGAAAUUAAAAUAAGAAAGAUUCUCACAUUUAUCAAUUAUAUUCAAAUUAUAUAUUCAAAGUUCAUAAUAACCUUUAUUUUACAGGGGGCUAUUAUUGAUUAUUAAAAUAAAUACAUUUGUAUAUAUUCUCUUAACUGCACAUUGAAGGAAAAGCUGGUAGUAAAUUACAAUUUCUCAUAAUAGUAAAUGUAAUUGUCGUGCCAAUAUAUUUCUGCGUUAUAUUUAUCGUUAAUUCAAUAAUAUUUUUCUCGUUAAUUCAAUAAUAUUUUCAGACAUCUGUUUCCAAUAAAAAUUCUUGUUCGAAGUGCUUUGGGAAGGAUAUUUCUAUUUUUAUAGGAAAUACAAAAAAAAAAAAUUAACAAAAAAAACCAAACGACUUCAAAAACACUAUUUCAAAAAAAUAAAUUUAAUAUGCACUAAAAAGUAUGAAAAUAAUUGCUUUUUUUUAUACAAUCUAAUUAAUUAAUCUAAUUCUAGUAACGAUUAUUGUUAUUGUUGGAACCUCUUCCUUUUUUGAAGUCGGUUAAAAACAAAGGUGUUUCGGGUCGCCUUGUAUUGCGUCUCUAUAUAUAUAAGGUACGCACUCGUAGUGGUCUGUUCAGCGUAGAAGGUAAUAGGCGUCAGUGACGUCAUUGACGACACCUAGCACUGCCGUGUGCUGACUGCUGAGCCGGUGUCAGCCGAGCACCACUCCGUUGACCUAGUCAUAGUAAUGUUGCGUGCAUAUCACAUAGGGGGCGCUGCGUUCGAUAGUGUACGACGUAUGCCUCAUUUAUUAGUUGCACUUCUAUAAUUAUUGAUCAUAUUUUAUAUCUAUUUAUUUAGUCGAGCUAUACUUUAUAUGUACAUCGGUACGCCGUGUGUUAUCCCGUGUCGAUCCCGCCAGCCAGUACCGCGCCGCAGCACGGAUGCAGUAUUUAAUAUUAACCUAGUUGUAAGCGAGUUGAAGUGCAACAAACCAUUUAUAGUAGCCGUUUGAAUAUUACAGCAACGAAGCGAUGUGUUUUUAAGUAUUGCGGCAACGGGAUCCAGUGCUAAAGAUAGGGCUGAGUGCAACAUAUUGUGUACUGUUGCGUUUGUUUUUAUAUAUUAUACUAUUUUGCUGUUCUUAUUUAAAUUUGUUCUUCGUUUACGAGAGCAAACUUGACCGAUUUAACCAAUAAAUAUUGUCUUAUAGGUGAGUUUGUAGUUAACUUAAUAUGUUGGUGAUUAUGAACUAUUUAUACACAUUGUUAACUUUAUAUUUUAUAAUCCAUUGUUUGUUUUAUAAUCUGUGCUGGUUUUUCAGUUGAAUAGUUUUUAGUGCUUAUGUAUUUGUAGUUAUUUUUUAUUUCAUUGCUGUAUCUCUCGUUGCCGCUAUCCUUACUGGAGGCGCGCGUUGCUGUGGUAAAGUUUGCCCGAACAAAGCAGGUGUAUUUAAAGUGGUGCACACCGCAUCCGCGAAUGUAUUGAUUGCCCUAUUAUAUUAUUGUAUGAUUGGUUACAUUUUUGUAUUUACGUUAUAUUAUGAAGUGAUCUCUUUUGUAAAAAAAGAUUUUUUUUAAAUAGAAAUUUUGUGCUAUUGUAGGUAUAUAUAAUGGUGAUAUCACUCUCAUGUCAAAACAAACUUCGUCGACCUUCGUCGCUUUUAUAUCGAAUUAAAACUAAAUUUAUUUCCACUGUUGUUAUCUUCCAGCGCUAAUUAUGUUCGCGUCUGGCUUUAACUAAUAUUUGGCCGUUAACGAUUGAUCGAACCUUUGAUUUUUUCUAUGGUGGAAAUAGGUUUAUAUAUUAUGUAUUGUAUUAUAUUUUAAUAAUAAAUCACUUAUACUAAGGAAUUGAUUUAACACAAAACUGCUUUGGAAAAAUAUCAUAAAGAAAAAUAUUUUGAAUUACACUUAGCUGUCUACGUCCCGCGUCCUAGUGACGGUCGACUAUAAUUGCCAUAAUCACCCAAAUUAAUGUCAAGAAAAUAUUUAAUAAUUUUAUAAGUUUUAUAAUUUGAGGUCGAGGUGACGGUGACGACGGCGGUGGGUGUUAUCGCGGCGCUGACACAUUGUACUUAGCACUGGGUUCAUUGUUUAUGUAGACUGGAUUGUAGAUAUAAUUUUAUAUUAACAUAAAUAAUUUAUUAAAAGUUUGAUAUUUUAAUGUAAUGCGAAAGUUGUUUACCGACAAAAGUCGGGUAGCGGUCAGCGUCGCGACGCAACUCCGUAGUGUGCACUUGACACAGAGAGAGAAAGAUAUGUUUGUCAGAAUGGUCAAUAAAAUAAUGAUUACGACCGUCGUAGAUACAGCAAUAAUAUAGAGUUACACAUGGCCUAGCCACCGUCUGUGGUAAUAGCUGAAUCUGUGUCGGUCUAAAUGCUUCAUGUCUCGUCGUGGAGUACGCACUGCGCAGACCGCCGUUCGUGUCAGUCGCGGCUCGAACACAUAGAUAGUAAUUAUUAUCAAUUGUAGCUUCUAAUAGGUGUUUAUAUGGUAAGAGAGCGCAGCAUUUACCCGUGUAUAUAUAGUUAGUUAUGUGGACAAUACGAUACGAUACCUAACAAGUCAAAUAUGAUUCUAUUGAAAUACAAUCACUCAAAUUAUCGUUG
Leptidea sinapis is the source of this 7678-nucleotide messenger RNA. RefSeq lists its product as uncharacterized. The transcript is spliced from 22 exons. Lineage: Eukaryota; Metazoa; Arthropoda; Insecta; Lepidoptera; Pieridae. The coding region runs from base 296 to 3652 and encodes 1118 amino acids. The record is from RefSeq and is a predicted model, not a curated record.